Messenger RNA from Styela clava, 945 nucleotides. RefSeq lists its product as uncharacterized. The record is from RefSeq and is a predicted model, not a curated record. NCBI's taxonomy places the organism in Eukaryota, Metazoa, Chordata, Ascidiacea, Stolidobranchia, Styelidae.
UCACUAUGACGAUACCAAGAAUUACUUUCUAACAAAAUGAAAUUAUUAUUCUUUGUCGUGGUCGUCGGGAUUUGCGAUAUUGCAGCAUCAUUGACCCCUUUUCAGCUCAGAUAUAAAAUCAGCAAAACACAAUGUGCUCCAGUUAGAGGAUUUGAAAGAAAAACGAUUCCUUGCUAUGAUUUCCGUAACAAGAAACUCGUCGAUCCAAAAGAUUGUGGAAACAAAGCGUACUCUCACUGUUGUAUUUAUAAAUGUUCUUGCAUAGUUAAAGGAGCCGGAACCUCACUAGGUAUCAUUCCAGAAGAAUAUAAAUUAUCAAAAAUAGUUUCAUCAAAAAAGAAUGUUCAGAAACAAGCAAGACUGCUAGAAAAUUGUUUACCAGACGCUUCAACAAGCGAGUCAUAUCCGAAAAAGAUAACCAGCAAGAAUCCAACAGAAAAUAUUGUCAUCAAAAAAUUAAAGUCAUCAGUAGAACAGAAAAAGCAUGAGAAAAUGCAAAAUAAAAAGACUGUCGGUAAAAAGCCGAAAACGAAGUCUGUUAAUAAAAAAGAAUUAAACAAAAAUCGUCAAAGACCAAGUGUUAAUGAACCGCUUGUACCGAAGUCGUCUGCAAAUAAUAAGAUUUCAAAGAAGACCGACAAAGGAAAAUCAACAAACCAGAAACCAACUUUUUCUCACGUGAAGCCAACGAAAAAACCAUGUGUUACGAAAACAACAAAACCUUCAUUUUCUUUUGGAUUCUUUUCUCGACUUUCUUUUAUGAUGGAUCAAUUUGGUUUUAACUCCAACGUUGUGAAAAAUGAUUCCUGUUCUUGAUUAGCAUGCAGCAGAAUUUAAAAUUUUUUUAUAAUAUUAAAUUAAAACAACAACAAUUACCCUUAAACUUAUUUUCACGCUUCUCUGCAUUUUUUUUUGUCUUUUGGAUAAAAAUAUAGUGCUUUUAUA